This is a messenger RNA of Chanos chanos (milkfish), 3365 nucleotides long. RefSeq names its product programmed cell death 6 interacting protein (gene pdcd6ip). The transcript has 18 exons. The coding region runs from base 1 to 2649 and encodes 882 amino acids. NCBI's taxonomy places the organism in Eukaryota, Metazoa, Chordata, Actinopteri, Gonorynchiformes, Chanidae. Gene Ontology annotation, biological process: mitotic cytokinesis. The record is from RefSeq and is a predicted model, not a curated record. Gene Ontology annotation, molecular function: protein binding. Gene Ontology annotation, cellular component: endosome.
AUGGCGACAUUCAUUUCUGUUCCGUUGAAAAAGUCUUCGGAAGUAGAUUUAGUGAAACCCCUGUCGAAAUUUGUCACUGCAACCUACCCAGUGGGCGAAGACCAGGUGGAAUACCUCCGUGCUGUGGAAGAGUUGAAUAAGCUGCGCAAAAGUGCUUUGGGAAGGCCGCUGGACAAACACGAGAGCUCGUUGGAGAUCCUUUUGCGGUACUAUGACCAGCUGUGUGCUGUUGAGCCUAAGUUCCCUUUUGCAGAGAACCAGCUCCCUCUAACCUUCACAUGGAAAGAUGCAUUUGAUAAAGGAUCUCUGUUUGGAGGCUCAGUCAAACUGGCCUUGGCGAGCCUGGGCUAUGAGAAGAUGUGUGUGUUGUUUAACGUGGGGGCUCUGGCCAGUCAGAUUGCCUCUGAACAGAACCUGGACAAUGAUGAAGGACUCAAGGCAGCCGCCAAGUUUUACCAGUUGGCUAGUGGAGCAUUUGCUCAUAUAAAGGACAAUGUGUUGUCUGCACUGAAUCGUGAACCCACCAUGGACAUAUCUCCAGAGACAGUGGGCACGCUCAGUCAAAUUAUGCUCAGUCAAGCGCAGGAAGUCUUCGUUCUCAAAGCCACUGCAGAUAAAAUGAAGGAUGCCAUUAUCGCUAAACUGGCCAAUCAGGCUGCGGAUUACUAUGGGGACGCCUUCAAGCAGUGCCAGUACAAAGAGAACUUACCCAAGUAUUUUUAUUUCCAGGAAGUGCUUCCUGUCCUGGCGGCAAAACACUGCAUGAUGCAAGCCAAUGCGGAGAUGCACCAGGCUGCCCUGGCCAAUCAGAAGAAGCGUUUUGGAGAGGAGAUUGCCCGCCUCCAGCAUGCUACAGAGCUGGUGAAGACAGUGGCGUCGCGAUAUGACGAGUACGUUAACGUGAAGGACCUGUCCGAUAAAAUCAGCCGCGCUCUCGCCGCCGCUAAGAAAGACAACGACUUCAUCUACCACGACCGCGUGCCCGAGGUCAAAGACCUGGAACACAUCGGCAAAGCCUCCCUGGUCAAGGCCACGCCCAUCCAGAAUCCACUCAGCCAGAAAUUCACAGACCUCUUUGAGAAGAUGGUGCCCAUGGAGGUGCAGAAGUCUGUGAGUAUGGCCAAUCAGAGGAAGGCUGACAUGGUAAACAGACUGGUGGGCAGUCUGAAGGAGGCUACCAAUCUGUGCAAUGGGGUGCUGGCUUCGCUGAACUUGCCCGCGGCAUUGGAGGACCUGUCGGGAGACUCUGUACCCCAGUCCAUCCUGGAGAAAUCUCGUGCAGUGGUACAGCAGGGAGGACUACAGAGCAUCGAACAGCUCAUUAAAGACCUCCCCGAACUCCUGCAGAGAAACCGUGAGAUUUUGGAUGAGUCUCUGAAGAUGCUGGAUGAUGAGGAGAACACAGACAGUGAACUCAGAGCCAAAUUCAACCAACGCUGGAACAGAACUCCAUCAGGAGAUCUGUACAAAUCUCUCAGAGCAGAGGGGAGUAAUUUCCGGAACGUUCUGGAUAAGGCGGUGCAGGCAGACCAGGUGGUCCGGGAACGCUAUAACGCUCACUGUGACAUGAUCGCUCUGCUCUGUAAAUCAGAGAACGAGCUCAACAGUGCAAUUCCUUCGGCUAACCCAGCCAAAACCCUGCAGGGCUCUGAGGUGGUGAAUGUGCUGAAAGGCCUGCUGUCCCAGCUGGAUGGGGUGAAGCGUGAGCGGGAGGUUCUGGAAGGUGAGAUAAAGGCUGUGACCUUUGACAUGACGACUAAGUUCCUGCAGGCCCUGGCCCAGGACGGCGCAAUAAACGAGGAGGCCCUGUCCGUCACCGAACUGGAUAAUCACUACGGCAACUACACGCAGCGCGUACAACAGAGUCUUCGCUCACAGGAGGACCUGCUGGCAAAAAUACAGACAUCUCAUCAGGAGUUUGCUGCGCUGAAGCAGUCAAACACGGAGGCCAAUGAGCGUGAGGAGGUGCUAAAGAAACUGGCCUCCGCCCAUGACAGCUAUGUGGAGAUCAGCUCCAACCUCAAGGAAGGCACCAAGUUUUACAACGAUCUGACAGAGAUUCUGCUCAAGUUCCAGAAUAAAUGCAGCGACAUCGUUUUCGCUCGCAAGACCGAGAGAGACGAACUGCUGAAGGAGCUACAACAGAGCAUUGCUCGUGAACCCAGUGCUCCCUCCUUCAGUGUCCCCGCCUACCAGUCCAACCCGGCCGCGCCCACCGCAGCUGGGACCACGCCCGCUGCACCUGGCCCCACCCCCGCUCCUAGGACCGUAUUCACACAGCAGACCCAAGCCAAAUCUCAGCCCCCAGCCAGACCACCCCCUCCUAACUUCACUCCACAGGCAGCCAGCACAAGCACUCCUGCCACCCCGGCUCCGCCUCCCACCAACCCCAACCAGCCACCUGCAGCUUCAGCCACGCCCACUGGACCCUCUCAGGCCCAGGGACCACCCUACCCCACCUACCAGGGCUACCCAGGGUUCUACCAGAUGCCGAUGGCAUAUAACCCAUAUGCAUACGGGCAGUAUAACAUGCCCUACGUGCCCUACCCAGGCCAGGGACAGGCCGGCUACCCAGGAGCCCCCCCAGCACAGCAACCAUACCCCUACCCUCAACAACCACCCCAGCAACAGUACUACCCCCAACAGUAGACCCCUCAUACCCUAGACUACUGCCCCAGACGCACCCUUACCGAAACACAGUAGUACAGUUCUUUUGCCCCAAACAACUGCCCCAGAAAUGCCCUACUUACCCCUUAACAACAGCACUCCACCUUGUCCCGCUCACCUUCUAACACCCCUACUCCUAUCACUCCCACUCUCUCUCCCUUUCUCUCUCUCGCUCUGUCUUCUUUAACACGUCACCGUCUGUCUGCGGAGUAUAGAACACUAGAGGGACCACAGGGCUCUGUCCUGAUUGGCUAAUUAGAGCAACUUGUAAUGGUUAGGGUUCCAUUUGGAUGAGGCUCCGCCUUCUUUGACUUCUCUCUCUCUCUCUCUCUCUCUCUCUCUCUGUCUGUCUGUCUGUCUCUGUUUAUGCCCAAAGUGAAGCUGCCAUCUAUCAGGGCGGCUGCUAUAUCUUAUUUUUGUAAUGAAUACUGACAUAUAUCCUAUGUCAUAUAACCUAAUGCAGGAGCUGUAGAUGUUUUCUUACCUAGAAGAUGAUAAUCAAUGGGAGAAAGAGGGGUUUUUUUUUCUUUUUCAUUUACUGUAAUGCUCUUUCACUUCACCUGUUCAUCACUGAGAAAUGGAGCAGUAAAUGGACUGAUAUAUCAGAGGUUGCAUCUGUCACUUAAAAUCCUUAUUUGACCUUCUUUUUGUGUUUUCUUUUUUGCUCUCAUAUGAUUAAAAAUCUGUGUGAUUAAAAA